Messenger RNA from Bombyx mandarina (wild silkworm), 3033 nucleotides. It is a transcript of the gene bwa, whose product is annotated as alkaline ceramidase. Gene Ontology annotation, cellular component: membrane. NCBI's taxonomy places the organism in Eukaryota, Metazoa, Arthropoda, Insecta, Lepidoptera, Bombycidae. The record is from RefSeq and is a predicted model, not a curated record. Gene Ontology annotation, biological process: ceramide catabolic process. Gene Ontology annotation, molecular function: hydrolase activity, acting on carbon-nitrogen (but not peptide) bonds, in linear amides.
GUGGUUGGACAACAAUUUUCUUUGUGAUGAACACAAUAACACAACGUUUUGCGACGAGAAAAAAAUUAAUACUACUGUACAGUUUUAAUGUGCUUUAAAAAUAAAAUUUAAAAAGUAUGUAGGCAUAGUAAAUAUUAAAUAUACAGCAGCAAAAAGAAUCUCCAAAGGCUGUUAAUGCGUAAUAAAUUUUACAUAUUGCCUGAUAAACAUUGUGUAUUUUAAAAUCAAAAUUAAUUUAAACAAUGUGGUCACAUCUGGAACGUGGAAGCUCUCCGGUGGAUUGGUGUGAAUCAAAUUAUUCCAUAUCUCCUUUGAUAGCAGAAUUCGUUAACACUGUGAGCAAUAUUUUGUUCUUUCUGUUCCCACCAGUGUUGAUUCAUCUUUUCCAAGAAUAUUCAAAAUUCUUCAAUCCUGCUAUCAAUGUAUUAUGGGUUCUGUUGAUGAUUGUUGGACUUAGUUCAGCUUAUUUUCAUGCAACUUUGAGCUUAGUGGGUCAGUUAUUAGAUGAACUUGCAAUAUUGUGGGUAUUUAUGGCAGCAUUUGCUAUGUUCUUGCCUAAAAGAUAUUUUCCGAAAUUUUUGGGAGGAAACAGGAGAAUACUUGCACUGUACUCCAGUGUAUUUUCGGUCAUGUCGACUGGAUUUCUCGUAAUGCAUCCAGCAGCUAAUGCGUUCGCAUUAAUGACACUAGCUUUACCCGCCAUGGGAUUCUUGUGCAAGGAAUUGACCAGAGUUAAAUGCGCUCGUGUGUACCGUCUCGGACUACGGUGUGUCGCUAUCUGCUUCCUCGCAAUGUUCUGUUGGAUUAUCGACCGUGUGUUUUGCGAUGCUUGGCUCUCUAUCAGCUUCCCUUACAUGCACGGAAUCUGGCAUGUACUAAUAUUCAUCGCCAGUUAUACAGCACUCGUGCUUUUCGCGUAUUUCAAUGUCUCCGAGGAAAGGCCCGAACAAAAACCUCAAUUGAAAUAUUGGCCGAGAAAUGACUUUGAAUUAGGCAUACCUUAUAUAACCAUAAAGCAUCCUUGCAAAAAAGAUUAUAAUAUAGCAAUAUAGUAUUUUUCGGUAUUUGUCUUGAUUUAUUAAAAUUUAUUGUGUGUAAUGAUAGUUGAAUGUUUUGUGAUAGCAAAUUAAUAGUGAUUUAUGAGAUCUAAUUAGGAAAAGAACAUGUAUAUUUAUUCCUAAUUUUAGAUGUCUUAGUCUAACCAAAGGAAAAGACGCACAUUGUAUUUGUAUCGAGCGAUAAGACUGUGCUGAUUGAUGUUAAUAUCUCGCAGAUAGUUACCAAUUUCUCCAAGGAAAUAGACACGUAAUACAUGUUCCAGAGUGACUUUUUACAUGUGAACCCGUACGGGUGGGUUCCACUGCCUAUUAUUACUGUUGCGAAGCAUGAAUACCGGUUAAUCGUGGUUGUAUGGCAUCGCUUGUUAUUAAUCAUAAUAAUAAAUAGGUAAAAUAAAAGUGUCAGGUUUAUAUAAACACGUCGUAAAUAAAACAAAUUUUGUAUAUGUAAAGGAACUAAUCUGUGAUUUGUUGUGUAAUAUUUGUGAUAAGUUCGUAUUAUCUGUUGUAAUUAGGAUCUAAGGAGAACACAACAUAGUGCAACAUUUUCGCCAUACCAAUGUAUACUCUAUCCGUCCGCUAUGCCAACAAGAUGAAUAACAUGCUAAUUACAAACCGAUCACGAUUUCAUCUCCGCCCUUCAAGGAGAGAAUCACUACGAUUUUAUUACCCAAUUACUGAGAUACACAAAUAACAAUACUCUACUUGACUAUUGACAAAAUGUGCUUUUUUUAUAUAGCUGUUUGGCCGCCUUUGGAUCCCCUUGUGUCCUUCGCUUACAACAAGACAAGUUUAGUUUGUAACCCUCGGUAGGUCCUGAAAUAAAGCCAUUGCCUGAACGACUCUUCAAACGUGUCGUCAGUUAUUUGUAUUGACGAAAUAACAAAGUCUGUCUAUGGCGGUUGUUCCGGCAUUCCACUAGUCUCGGUGUUAUCAUGGUAGUCCUCAGAGCGAAUUGGACCUUCAACUUAGAUUUGACCUUGGUCAGUUAAACCCGACCAAAACGUAAGUUUGCAGUUAGGUACAGUACCGAGACAGAUCGACCGACCUUUUUUUCCUUGAAACCAAGAUGCGAGUGAGCUCCAGUUUAAGGUCUCAACAUGUCAAGGGAGUACUUUUCGUUAGGGUUUGGUUUUAUCUUUUACAAAUAGCAGGCUAUAUUGUAUCGAGUACUGAUGUCCUGUGCACCUUUUUUAUUGUUUCCUACAAACGAAAACACUAAACUUUAUUGAUUGGAGCCAUAAGGAUUGCGAACAUUGGAGAUUCCAUAUUCCAAGGUAAACGCUUUGCAUUUUCAGAGAUCAAUUAUCUACUGUACUAUCAGAUAGUGGAAUGUAUUGCACUUCGUGGUGUUUUCGGUGUUUGAACGCUUGUUCAGAAGGGCUUUAGAAAGUUCUUUACUGUAGAUGAUAUCGGGCAUUGUUCUUGUGAUUGCUAGUGACCGUGAGUGAUGGUAACCACUUUUUAACUAACAUUCAUAUUAAACCAUUGCAUGAUUAAUCUAAACUUGUUAAACGGACCAUAGUUAUAGGUGUAGGUGAGGAUAAUUUUAUUUAUUCAUAAAAGUAUUAUUUAUACAUAGUUUAAAUUAGAUAUAUAAACAAUUUUAUAUUGGUAUGUAUGUAAGUAGUUGAGUGUUAAUUAAAUUGUUUCUGAAAAUGUUGUAUAAUAUAAUCGAUGUAUAAAUUUUGUUCCAAAACACAUAUUUGUUUAGCGUAAUGUGUAGGCAACUGUUUUGAAAUUGUUUUGUUGACGCUGUAUUAAUAUGAAAACUUGGAUUUUUUGAGAAAAUGACAUAUUGAAAUAAGUUUAGAAAAAUUUGUUUUUUCAAGGAAUCAGACUUUUUUGGCAAGUUGACAACAUUGGUAUGUAUGCAAUGAUAUUUUAUAUUAUGUAAAAGGAAGCAGAUAUGUUUCAAGCGCACGUCAAGUGAAGACUCCAAAACAGGCCAAUUGGGACGUUUCGUCUUUAGUCG